UCCAGGUUCAUCCUCUCAAAAAUAGCUUAUAAAUUCCAACAUCGAGACCACAUGUUUUUCAUAUUCAUAGAGAACACAACGCCUUUGUCUUGUCUCUCUCACGGUUCCUCGACCAAAUCAAGCUACCAAAGGCCAGGCUAUAAACAGUACACCCCAACGUUGAGUGUUUUAUUUUUUGAUUCACCGAUCAAAGCUCUUAACAAUGUCUUCCACCAUCUUCAUUCAAACUCCGUUUCAAUCCAAAUCUUUGAACAAAUCCUUGAAUACCCAUUUUGUUCCUUCCUUUAAACUCCCUGUUUCCCUCUCUUUCAAACCCCGGACCGCUGCCUUCUCCAAACGCGUCCAUAUCCGAGCUGGUUUGAUCGAACCGGACGGUGGGAAACUCGUCGACCUCCACGUGUCGGAACCGGAGCGGGAGUUGAAGAAGCGGGAAGCGGCUUCGUUGCCCAAGGUGAAGCUUACUCCGAUCGACGUGCAAUGGGUUCACGUUUUGAGUGAAGGCUGGGCUAGCCCGUUAACCGGGUUCAUGAGGGAAUCUGAGUUCCUCCAAACUCUUCAUUUUAACUCGCUCCGGCUCGACGAUGGUUCCUUCGUCAAUAUGUCGGUCCCGAUUGUAUUGGCUAUCGACGAUUUGCAAAAAGCGAGUAUCGGUGAGUCCGACAGAGUCGCUCUCCUUGACUCGGAUGAUAAACUCAUCGCCAUCCUCACCGACAUUGAGAUUUACAAGCACCCUAAGGAAGAAAGGAUAGCAAGGACUUGGGGGACUACAGCCCCUGGUUUACCAUACGUUGAAGAAACAAUAACAAAUGCUGGAAAUUGGUUGAUUGGAGGUGACUUGGAGGUUAUAGCGCCGAUUAAGUACAACGACGGUCUCGAUCGGUUUCGGUUGUCUCCGGUGGAACUCCGUAAAGAGUUUGAGAGGCGCAAUGCCGAUGCCGUGUUUGCUUUCCAGCUUCGGAAUCCUGUUCAUAACGGUCACGCUUUGUUGAUGACCGAUACUCGUCGGCGGCUUCUCGAGAUGGGUUAUAAGAAUCCCAUUCUUUUGCUUCAUCCAUUGGGAGGUUACACUAAGGCAGAUGAUGUUCCUCUUAGUUGGCGAAUGAAACAGCACGAGAAGGUGCUUGAGGAUGGUGUUCUUGAUCCUGAAACAACUGUGGUAUCUAUAUUCCCAUCUCCAAUGCACUAUGCUGGUCCAACUGAAGUGCAGUGGCAUGCUAAGGCUCGGAUUAAUGCCGGAGCCAAUUUUUACAUUGUCGGUAGAGAUCCGGCUGGAAUGGGUCAUCCGGUUGACAAGAGAGAUUUAUAUGAUGCUGAUCAUGGGAAGAAGGUCUUGAGCAUGGCUCCUGGACUUGAGCGGCUGAACAUCCUUCCUUUCAGGGUUGCUGCAUAUGAUAAAACCCAAGGUAAAAUGGCGUUCUUCGAUCCCUCGAGGGCUCAAGACUUCCUCUUCAUAUCAGGCACCAAGAUGCGGACAUUAGCAAAGAACAAAGAGGACCCUCCUCCGGGAUUUAUGUGCCCUGGCGGCUGGGAAGUGUUGGUCGAGUAUUACGCCAGCUUAACACCAUCGGACAACGACAGAAUACCGCAACCCGUUGCUGCUUAGAUGAAUUGAAUUUGGAAGCAAACCUCGAAACACUAUUUAUCUCCAUCGCGUAAUCUGGACCUUGUGAAGUCUCUUGUGUCCAGAUUUUUGUUCAAUAAAAACCAUGUGGAGACCCUGUUUCAUAGUCAUGAAACUUGCCUCCUUGUUACUAGGAUGCCCAUUAAGGCAUCCACCAUUGAUUCCGUUAAGCCAUUUAAGCAUAAGGGCAAAUUGUACUAUAUAUAUAAAUAUAUUACGUUAUUGUCUUAUAAUGAGGAACAUGGAUUGUUAUUCUCGUA
This is a messenger RNA of Gossypium raimondii (Peruvian cotton), 1881 nucleotides long. RefSeq names its product ATP sulfurylase 1, chloroplastic. The transcript is spliced from 5 exons. Gene Ontology annotation, molecular function: adenylylsulfate kinase activity; sulfate adenylyltransferase (ATP) activity. Gene Ontology annotation, biological process: sulfate assimilation. Lineage: Eukaryota; Viridiplantae; Streptophyta; Magnoliopsida; Malvales; Malvaceae. The coding region runs from base 203 to 1603 and encodes 466 amino acids. The record is from RefSeq and is a predicted model, not a curated record.